AUGUUCUCAAGCGAUACAGCCACCAGCUUGUUUAUCUUGAGAUCCCAAAUCUUGCAAGCACCUCAAGUCAUUACAGCUGAAAAGUGGACUGCGACUGGCAACGUGGGCUGCGAGGACCGAAAACGGCCGUUUUGCUGGGGACCGGGGAUCCUCGUCGUGGACAGUGCGAGAUUCCGCGUUGCGGAUCGUGAGGGAAGGGGGCUGAGCUUUGCAACUUGGGGCAUCUUGCAGCUUCCUUCGGCCACACCGGCCGUGCAAACGCACAGGCGGACGGAUGCUGAAUCCGGAAAAUCACCGCGCGAUCGAGAACUGCUAGUCGAAUGUGCGGUUGUUGGGAUCGAAAAGAAUGGGACAUCCAGUGCGUUCGUAUCCUUUGGUCGACGAGUGGCUCAUGAGAUGGACGAUGAAACACGAGCACCAGGCCACGCACGACGACUGCAGCGCCUGGCCGCUGCCGUUUCAACUUCCGCCUAUCUUCGGUUCUCCCAGGCACCUGCGCGCCGAGCAGAGGUCUCCCGAAAAUUCCAGACUGAGGGUCUUGCUGUCGAGUACAUCAAGCAGUACGGAGUUUAG
This is a messenger RNA of Penicillium oxalicum, 573 nucleotides long. RefSeq lists its product as uncharacterized. The coding region runs from base 1 to 573 and encodes 190 amino acids. NCBI's taxonomy places the organism in Eukaryota, Fungi, Ascomycota, Eurotiomycetes, Eurotiales, Aspergillaceae. The record is from RefSeq and is a predicted model, not a curated record. The transcript has 4 exons.